Lindgomyces ingoldianus is the source of this 488-nucleotide messenger RNA. Its product is annotated as ribonuclease-domain-containing protein. Lineage: Eukaryota; Fungi; Ascomycota; Dothideomycetes; Pleosporales; Lindgomycetaceae. The record is from RefSeq and is a predicted model, not a curated record. Gene Ontology annotation, molecular function: RNA binding; RNA nuclease activity. The transcript is spliced from 2 exons. Bases 69 to 488 code for a protein of 139 amino acids.
CUCGCUCGCCAGUUACUCAGGACUUGCACUACUCUUUCUUAGCUGGAGUUUUUGGACGCGUAGACAAAAUGCAGCUCCUCUCAGCCCUCCUCCUCCUCCUCACUCCUCUCUCCUUGGCUCUCCCCACCUCCAUCUCCUUCCUCGAUAACCCACUCGAGGCGAGACAAUGUUACACUACGUGUGGGUCAAACUGCUACACGCAAGCUAAAGUCACUGCAGCGAAAAACGCAGGCUACAGCUACGUUAAGCAAGGCGGCACUGCAGGAGGCUCGACCUACCCCCAUGCAUAUAAUAACUACGAGGGAUUCGAUUUUCCUGUCUCGGGUCCUUAUUAUGAGUUUCCGCUGCUGUCAAGCGGGCAGACGUAUACUGGCGGGUCGCCUGGCGCUGAUCGGGUUAUCUUUAACUCUGGAGGCUCUCUGGCUGGCGAGAUUACGCAUACGGGUGCAAGCGGGAAUAACUUUGUUGGUUGUUCUGGAACUAGUUGA